CGGGCUCGACCUUGCAGCUCGCGCAGUGUCGCGCGGUUCUCAUCCAUUUUGCGCGUGCCCGCGCAUCAAUCGAAAGUUCGCGCGCCCUUCUGCCUUCACGUGCUCGUUCCUCGGCCGUGUCCCCUGUGAAGUGCGCAAGCCACCCGCCCCCCACGCCGGCGCUCUCGUCGACAAGCCGAGACGACUGACGAGAUCUCGUCCACAGUCCACACCACACACACACAUUAAAAUAUCCCUCAGUCUACGGAACGGCGCAACUCUGUCGUCAUCGUCGGCACGGGGCGUCGUGUGCAAAAACGUAUAGCUCAACAUUCUGCUCUGGCAUCAGCACAAUCUCGCGCGUGAAACUAUGCAAGUUCUCCAGCCGUUUUAAGUAAUUCCUAUCUCUUUGGAAUUACCCAUCGCCGCCGGAGUAAGAGUGCAGCAAGAGAACGAGAGAGUCGGUGUCGCGGUGACCCCGACGCAACAGAGAAGAGAAGACACCGCGUGGAAGACGUUGCUGGUGCAGGCGUCGUCCCUUCGUCGACACCUAGAGUCAAGAAGUAAGCGAGCUAUCGAAACGCAACGAAUGUUCCUCCAAUCCGGAGCAGUACUUGCACCCUUUGAGACGCCGAAGAGCCAAACCGGAACCAAGGCCUGGUCGACGAGCAGUGCCGAGCACCGCUCGCCCGGACUAUCUGCGUUCUGACUGAUUUUUGCGACACAGUCACCGAAAACCUCCAUCAUUCCGUCAAUCACCGAUCAAGGGCCCGCAGGGUGGCGAUCGUUCGACAAGGGUUCCGUUUGCGAUAGGCUGGUCGACCAGUCUGUUGGGUGUUUGAGCAACAGCGGCAACUGGAAGUUGGCCCUGAACGCAGAGCCCCCGUGGCUUUGCUAGCACCCCUAACAGAGAAUUCGUAUCACCUCGCCUCCACACGACUCUCAUCAUUUUAAUUGACAGCUGCCUCUUUGCUGCCUAGCUACCACAGAGUUUUAUAGAUUAUUAUUAUUAUUAUUAACUCCUCCAAAAAAACAAUCAAAAUGAAGGUUACGAAUCUGGACGAACGCAUCCACGUAUUGGACAACAACUCCAGUUUGAUGACCGUAAUCAAGGACAUCGCUAACAGUGGCUUGCAAGAAGAAGCUUUUUAUGUACUGGACGUCGGAGACAUCGUACAAAAACAUCAAAUCUGGAAGGAGAAAUUGCCACGAGUCGAUCCCUUUUAUGCCGUUAAAUGCAACGACAGUUUGACUGUAUUGGAGGUACUUGCUUCACUUGGCGUGGGCUUUGAUUGUGCAUCUAAAAAUGAGAUUAACAAAGUUUUGGAUAUUGGCGUCGAUUCAUCGCGAAUUAUUUUUGCAAACCCUGCCAAGCCUGCUUCGCACAUACGUCACGCUGCCGCCGUCGGAGUUGAUCUCAUGACAGUCGACAAUGAAAGCGAAUUGCACAAAAUUAAGAAGCUGUUCCCUACAGCUAAGGUUGUUCUCCGUAUCCGUUGUGAUUCAGAGGUGGCCCAAUGCCAGCUGGGCAUGAAGUUCGGUUGCGACCCUACUUUCGAGGCGCCUAGUCUUCUGCGCCUGGCUAGACUACUGGAUAUCGACGUUGUCGGAAUCAGCUUCCACGUUGGUUCUGGCUGUCAAGACCCGCCGGUCUUCAACCGUGCUAUCUGUCACGCUAAGAAUCUCUUCGAUUUGGCCGUCGAUAUUGGAUUCAAACCCUACCUGCUCGAUCUUGGCGGUGGCUACCCGGGAAACAAGGGUAGUAGCAUUGAAAAAAUUGCUGAUGUCAUCAAUCACGCUCUAGAUGAGUACUUUCCAACUGACGAUGUGCACAUUAUCGCUGAGCCUGGAAGAUUCUACGUAGCUUCAGCUUUCACUCUCGCAACAGCUAUUCAUAGCAAGCGUUCCGUUCGUGCCGAUGGAAAUUCUCCUGGCAAUGUCACCCACACCAUGUACUACAUCAAUGACGGUGUUUACGGAUCUUUCAAUUGCUUGCUCUACGAUCACCAGCACGUGACGCCGAUACCACUGCGUCCUGGCCACGGCAAAAUGAUCCCCUCUAGUAUCUGGGGUCCGACUUGCGACGGUCUAGAUCAAGUUGUGGAGAAUGUACUGAUGCAUGAGAUGGAGCUCGGUGACUGGAUCAUCUUUGAGAACAUGGGCGCUUACACCCUACCUGUUGCUUCUCCAUUCAAUGGUUUUCCAAUUCCGAAAGUUCAUGUUGUCGCUGAUGAAAGCAUCUGGCUUUUGCUAAAAGAUGCUUUACCUUUGACUGAAGAACACUUUGUACUUGGUGACACUCCACAGAAUCUACGCCUUGGUUUAGAUAUUGGUGGUCAUACGGACGUCAACGCUUGGAACAAUCCAGCCAUGGAAUUGGCUUCUUCUGAAAUCAGUUCCGAGGAAGAGAUUUUGGUUGACUCCGCUAAUCCUCCAUCCUUUAUUUACGACUACGUAGAUGUUGAUCCGCUGAACUGAGAACGACGCACAAGAUGCAAAUUAAAGUCUCGCUAUGAUACGGGGAACACUUGGCCUUACAGGGUACUUUAUAAUAAUGUUAGUGCAUUUUUAAAUCAUAUUCACAUUGAUGAAUACAACAUUCCUUCUUUAUAGCAAACAGUAAAUGAUAUAAAUGUAUUAUAUGUAAUCUUCUGUAAGUAAGAGCCAGGUGUUCCUUUGUACAUAAGAGACUCUAUGAAUGUUACAAGAACAAGUACAACGCAGCUUUGACUAUGCGCCUGCAAAAAAAAACUAAAUUUUUGACUUUACUUUUAUUUGGAAACGAUAUACUAUAUACAUUAGAGUAUAUUGAUAAAUUUUUUAAAGUAGAGUAAAUAUUUACAACAUUACUAAUUUCAACAUCUACUUAUGUAGUAUCAGGAGAUAAUGAAAACUUGUAAGUUGUGAUCUGGAAGGUUAUUGCGGUAAUUUAAUAGACUGCAUACAAGUCUUAAGUAAUAUUGCUUCGAGAAGGCUCGAAAAUUUUAAACAAGUCAAUAACAUCUUCGAUCGCAAUAACAAGUUUCUAUCUGAGGAAACAUACUUGAAAGCAAGAAACAGUUUUAUAAGGCAAAGAUUGAAUAAUUCGUGUUUCGUAGUACUUAAUCGAAAAUUGAGUUAUAGUAUAUGAUCGUCGAUAACGAAAAGAAACGUAACAACAGUUGUAGCGCGAUCGUUGCUCUUUCUUCUCGUAUGCAUGCGUAUUCAAAUAAAUGUGAAAAAUCGUACGUAUAUUUCUAAUGUAGCGGUAUAUUAUGCCGACUUCGCGUAGUAAAGUGUCAUCGUUUAAAGUUUCAAGCAUUUAGCGCUUAAAAAUAAUGCAUGUGUCGUUCUAGACGAAUUUACAACUAUACGAGACACGUGUAAGCCGAGUUAACGAUUUCGUAAAUAUUUCUUUACUGCCUUUGCAUUUCUUUUAAGUCGUACGAUUAUAGUAAUCUUUUUUUUCUGACUAGGGUCAUCAUCGUGAUAUUGUCGCGACGUACAACCCAUAUUAUAAUACGCCGAAAAAGCGAUAUACUUUUUUAUGGAAGUCAAAUGGAAGCAUUGUACAAGGUUUUUGGAAGUUCAAAUGUUCUCUCUAUACAAAAAGAAGCAUAAUAUGUAUUUUGUAAGAAAAGCACUUGCUUGAAUACUAAUCAAGUUUGGAUGCAUUCAGUUUCUGUAUCAAGUAUACAAUAGGAGGAAAAAUCAUUUUUAAUAAAUUUAUAAGUUUCUUUUUUCCAAUUGGCAGGAAAAUUAGGAAGCGAGAAAAAAAUUUCAACUCUGUAGGUGUGCUAGGAACUUUUAAAAGGCAUUGAGGCAGCUGUCAUAGAAAACAAAAAAAAAGGAUAAUUAGGUUUCAUUAUUAUAAUUACCCUUAUGUAUUAUACUCAGCUAUUAAUUAUUAUUUUAAUUAUUAUUGUUGUUGUUAAUUAAUUAUCCGUGAGCUGUCACGUGUAAUAAACUACGGUAGAUCAAUAAAUUGUAUUUGCAGACGUACUAAAAAAAA
Messenger RNA from Nasonia vitripennis (jewel wasp), 3970 nucleotides. Its product is annotated as ornithine decarboxylase 1. Lineage: Eukaryota; Metazoa; Arthropoda; Insecta; Hymenoptera; Pteromalidae. Bases 1021 to 2457 code for a protein of 478 amino acids. Gene Ontology annotation, molecular function: ornithine decarboxylase activity. Gene Ontology annotation, cellular component: cytoplasm. The record is from RefSeq and is a predicted model, not a curated record. The transcript is spliced from 8 exons.